AUUAAAUUAUAUUUUGACUCGCUGGAAUGAAACGACAACAGAUGAACAGAAUGGAAACUCGAUAGGUUGCUCUAUUCUGCAUUUGAUAAUCUGAAAAUUGCUUAAGGUAAUCGAGCGCAAAAGUACAAGAAAUGGCGGCUGUCGCGGUUCACUAACUUGCCACGCUUGGAGUCCCGAUCACUCUAUGAUAGUUCUUUGUCCCAAUGAUAUUGAAGUUCACAUUUAUAAAUCCUCCCAAGACAAAUGGGAGAGGGUACAUGUCCUUCAAAAGCAUGAUCAAAUUGUCUCUGGGAUAGAUUGGAGUGCAAGAUCAAACAGAAUUGUUACUACAUCUCAUGAUUGAAAUUCAGAAUAAGUUUGCUGUUGGAAGUGGGGCUAAAACUGUAUCUGUAUGUAUAUACUACUAUGAGCAAGACAACAACUGGUGGGUCAGUAAACUUAUCAGGAAGAGACAUGAUUCCUCUGUGACAAGUGUUGCUUGGCACCCUAAUAAUAUUUUUCUCACAACAACAUCUACUGAUGGAAAAUGUCGAGUUCUUUCCACCUUUAUAAAGGGUGUUGAUACAAGGGACUCAAAAGCAGGCUCUUCUUCAGACUCCAAAUUUGGAGAGCAAAUUAUCCAGCUUGAUCUCUCAUUUUCCUGGGUAUUUGGUGUUAAGUGGUCACCAAGUGGCAAUACUUUAGCUUAUGUAGGUCAUAAUUCUAUGAUUUACUUUGUUGAUGAUGUUGGUCCUCCACUGGCCCAAAAUGUUGCAUUUUGUGAUUUACCUCUCCGUGAUGUCUUCUUUGUUUCUGAGAAAAUGGUCAUAGGUGUGGGAUUUGAUUGCAACCCAAUGGUUUUUGGAGCUGAAGAAAGAGGAAUAUGGUAUGUAAAACUUACAAAAGGACUAUUAAUAUCCAAGUACUUUGGGUUGGGGGAGGGAGGUUACUUGAAGUUGGACUUGGAUUUGAGCUUUGUCAGGUUCCUUGGUGAAAGGAAAUCGUCAUUUUCAGUUUCAAAGUAUGGUUCACAGUUCUCGGAGACGUUUGGAAAAUUUUAUGGCCAAUCAAAGACUGUUGUAUCGUGCCUCUUCGGGAGGAGGGCAGUUCUAAAACACUGCGCUUCAGCACUUCAGGAUUGGAUGGGAGAGUGGUUAUUUGGGAUCUGGAGAAUCAAAAAGAUCUGUCCAAAUAUCUGUGAAAGAUUUUAUAUUUUCAAGCCUCUACCUCCUCAUAUAUUGGAAUAUCUCUGACCUAGUAUUUGGAUACUGGAAUGUGCUUUGCAUAUCAUUUGGCAAUUGGGAGUGAAGAGUGUCACCUGUGACAGGUAUGGGAACAUGGUUUCCGGUUCCUUGUUUUUAUGGUGUGUGAUUGGGGUAGGUAUGGCUAGAAAAUUGAUGUAGUUCCAGAGAUUAACGGCUGCUCUUGGGGUACAUGCACCUUCACUCGUGAUCCACUCUUCAUAUUUUAAGAUAAUUGAUUUUUUCUGAGUGUAAAGAGCAGUGAUGGUGGGAGUA
Molecule: messenger RNA, 1496 nt
Organism: Hevea brasiliensis (rubber tree)
Lineage: Eukaryota; Viridiplantae; Streptophyta; Magnoliopsida; Malpighiales; Euphorbiaceae
Product: actin-related protein 2/3 complex subunit 1B
Exons: 16
Coding region: 336-1232 (298 amino acids)
Biological process (GO): Arp2/3 complex-mediated actin nucleation
Cellular component (GO): Arp2/3 protein complex; actin cytoskeleton
Molecular function (GO): actin filament binding
Source: RefSeq, a predicted model, not a curated record